This is a messenger RNA of Belonocnema kinseyi, 6231 nucleotides long. It is a transcript of the gene Pdp1, whose product is annotated as thyrotroph embryonic factor. Gene Ontology annotation, biological process: regulation of transcription by RNA polymerase II. Bases 1132 to 2172 code for a protein of 346 amino acids. Gene Ontology annotation, cellular component: nucleus. Gene Ontology annotation, molecular function: DNA-binding transcription factor activity, RNA polymerase II-specific; RNA polymerase II cis-regulatory region sequence-specific DNA binding. The record is from RefSeq and is a predicted model, not a curated record. NCBI's taxonomy places the organism in Eukaryota, Metazoa, Arthropoda, Insecta, Hymenoptera, Cynipidae. The transcript is spliced from 6 exons.
GAGAGCUCUCCUCGCGAUCCCGCGGCGUAGUGUCUUUCCGGACGUUGCGCGUUCGAGACACGUCCAGGACAGGUUCUUAGACGUGCAAAACGUCCUCCGCAAAAGUUCCACCAAGCGACGACGACGUCCCGACACUUCCAACAUCCUCCCACCCCCUAUUUCCCUCUCUUCUAUUUUUUCAUCCAAUCAGUACAAAGCUUCCGGUACCUACUCAGCCAAUCGCGAACGCGCACCCUCCGUUAGUUUCGUAACUGAGCCCGCGUGGAUUUUGACAGUCGUGACGACGUCGUGUUCACGCGCGCCUACGUUGGCAACGUGUUCGUGUGGUCCUACUAACAGGGAACUAGAACUUCAGUUAAAAACCCGGAUGACAAAGAGUAGAUCCGGCUCUUGAGGCUGUUCUGAGUUCCUAAAAUUUGCAAAGAUUCGAAAUUCUCGAGGGAUUUACGGUUAAAGAGUGAUCGUGUUUCUAGAGGUGUGCUGUUCGUUUGUUGUGAACGGGUAACCAUUGCCAAGGUCUUUCCUCAGUCAGCUGAGGAUAUACUUAGGGAUCUAAAGAUUAACCUGGACCCAUAAAGAGGAUCAAUCGUGUCACGGAUCUGUGAGUGGGAGUGAUCAUCAGAGGACUCAAGGACGGAUACUCUCUUGCAUUCCUCAAAUGCAUUUGUACCGUUUACUAUCGUUUUUCCUACUCGCCAUGCGGACGUGAUCAGAGAUUCGCCAAAUCUCUGAUUUAUCUUAAAUCCGAAUCAAAAACCUUAAAUUCUAAAUCUGAAAAGUUCUCUGAGUUCCCAAUCGGUAGUAGUGCAAGUUUACAAGGUCGUUGGUUAGGUUCAAGGAGCACGCCUCCGCUAAUUUCCGAGGCGGAAGCCGACCUGUCGAGUUCUGGAUCUGCCGGUUUCUUAAAUCGGUGUUCCUGGAAAAGAAGAAAAAGAAGAAAAAAGAACUUCAGUGAACGAUAACCCCUAACUGGCAAGAGUUGAUUGGAAUCCGUUCAAGUGCGCUACAGUGUACCUUCAGACAUUAGAGUUUGAACAUUAAGGUUCUUUGUGAGACAGUGUGUUUUUACCAGCUAAGACGAAACAAGUAAGACUCGGUGGUAUUUGAUAGAUGCAUUAUUGAAGUAACCGGAUGAGUUGCGCUAUGGAGUACCAGCAAUUGGCGCCGCCUCCGGUACCGGGAGUGUUGCAUCAGGCGCAUCAUCCUCAACAACAUCAGCCCCCUGGUCCACAGCCCCAUCCUCACAUCGUCGUAGCGCCAGCCCAUCAACAACAAUCGCAACCACCGCCACUUCCGCCAGCAUCACACGCCCACCAAGUUCACGCACCCCUGCCAUCCAUUCAUGCUGAUAGUGCUAGUUCACGUUGGAACCAGUACCAGCAUCUUUGGAGACAACACCCUAUGUACAUAAAUGGAAAACAAGGCAAAGAUGGACCCGAUGAGAAGAAGGAUGCAGAUGGCGAGCUUUGGGGCAACGUGGAAGCUCAAGCCGCCUUCCUCGGGCCAAAUCUUUGGGAUAAAACACUGCCCUAUGAUGCCGACCUGAAGGUAUUAAACCAUUAUGUGGACCUGGAUGAAUUUUUAUCUGAAAAUGGCAUCCCGGUGGAUGGUGUGGCUGGUGGUGGGCAGGGUACGAUGCAGGGCGGCCAACUUCACAAGAUCAACAGCACCGACGUAACUGUUCAUCAGGGACCAGCAGGUCUUCACCUGGAACCUGUGACCAAACGCGAGAGAUCACCAUCGCCCAGCGAGUGCUGUUCGCCAGACACCUUGAACCCGCCAUCACCGGCAGACUCCAAUUCCGAGGACUCGUUACGAAUACAAUAUGGCUUGUCUCUUGUAGCGCUCUCGAUGGCGUCAUCGGGGCGAGAUUUCGAUCCUCGGACUCGCGCCUUCUCUGAUGAAGAACUCAAACCCCAGCCGAUGAUCAAGAAAUCGCGGAAGCAGUUUGUUCCGGAUGACCUGAAGGACGACAAAUACUGGGCGCGUCGUAGGAAGAACAACAUGGCCGCGAAGCGAUCAAGGGAUGCGAGACGUAUGAAGGAAAAUCAAAUAGCCCUUAGGGCUGGUUUCCUCGAAAAAGAAAACAUGGGCCUGCGGCAGGAGCUGGACCGGUUAAAGAACGAAAACAUGUUGCUUCGCGAUAAGCUGAGCAAAUACACGGACGUUUAACUGGGAGAGGUUUUCUGCAACUUGCUCUUCGUCGACUUUUUCUCGUCGCACUUGUAGUCACCAUACGAAACUGCUUCGUAGAAAAAGGCGAAAAUCCCCCCAAAAAAUAUAUGAAAGCAGAAGACGGCAACCUUUUUAAUUAGGAAAAAGGAAGAAAACUAUUUGGAAUACGACAAGCUUUUGGAAUAAGAAAACAGAAGAAAAUUGUCGACAUAAAAAGAGAACAUUUUCGAAAAGUUGUUGAAAAAAGCUGAACUUUUCGAAUAGAAAGGAGAAACAGUCCCGGAAGAAGACUAAGGUGCAGAAUCGGAAGAGCUUAGAGAAGAAGAGGCGGACGAUGAAGAAGAGUGAAGAAGAACGAUAGAGGAUACAAAAAGGCAGCGACCUCAUUUUUCUUUACCGACUUUUUUGCAAAUUUCAAAAAUCCUUAUCGCUGUCACCUUCUUCUCGUCUCUCCUCUUUCCUUUCCUUCCACCCCUUCCUUCCCUUUCCUCACCACACCCCCUCCUCACUUGUACAUAGUUAUAUGUAUAGUUAGAUUAUAUAUAAAUAUAAAAUUAUAAAUGAUAUCGAUAUAUCAUAUAGUAUGAACAAUACUAGACAGAGAAAAAAGAUAUAUUGUUUAAUUGUAUCUGCGCCUACGGGAGAUACUUUCACGCGUAUUUACAGAUAGAUUCUAUAUACAUACACAAACCAACCCUGAAGAGCAAAAGACCGACGUGUAUACUGUAUACUCUAUAGAACUCGCAUAAACAUCUCUAUAUACACAUUAACAUACGAGUUUAAUAGACCUACACACAUGUUAUCCAGGCUCGAGAUAAAGAGACAAAAAAGAAACUCCUGCGAAAUUUGUAUUAUAGUAAUGUAUUAAAUUUUCCUUUAGAAAUGAAGGAAUUAAGUCGUAAGUCAUGGGGAAAUUCAAUUUGAAGCGCUAUUGUGAACAAAAAUCAGUCUUGAUUAAUUAAUUAUUAAUUAAUCUGCAUCAUUUUAUUAUCAUCAAUUACAUUUGUAAAUUUCGCGAUUGUAUCAAUCAGUGUUCCCUCAUAAUUUUUGUUUAAGGAUUUUGUGCCCUAUUCACAAAGUUGUUUCAAAUAAAGCGGGAAAUCAGCCAGGAGUGGAAACUUUUAUGAUUUAUACACUUCCGGCUGAAGAUAUUCUUGGCUAGAAGGAUGUUUAGAAUUUAUAGAGACUCUUUAGAAUUUGAUGGGUCUUCUUUUUUCGAGCCUUUGGAAGCACAAGCGAUUGCAUCAGUGCAAAUUGCUGCUGAAGUGCGUUAGACCGCGCACGAAUAUUAAUGACUACUAAUGCCCAGGCGAUGCUAUGGAUUGUAAAAGUUCGUUAUUCUCUUGAUGCUGUAUGUCCCUCUCCUUCUCACUUUCUAUUUCUCUUUCUCUACUUUUUUAUAUUUCCUCACUGGUUCAUAUUUCAGGGACAAAAAAAUGCGCCUGCAAAAUUUUAAUGGCCUUUUCAAUGAAUUUGCAUGCACUGCCAAAUUUGUAAUGAAGUCCAAUUAAGAGACCAAGCCGUUGUAAAGAGGACUCUCAAUUUUUUUCACAGUCAGGUUUUGAAUUUAGUGUAUUAUUUAUUUAAGCAUUUAUAUCAUUUGAGGUUUUUCAGUUGAAUUUUUAAUUUUUUUUAAAGAGUUGAGUUCUGAAAUAUAAUUUAUUAUUUUACAUCCCUACUUGAAAGGUAUGAAAAUUUCAGGAGAUUUUUUAAAUAACACAGGAAAGUAUUUCAAAUAUAAAUGGUUCAAUAUAAAUGGUUACACCUAUAUUAUAAAAUUCUUGUUUUUAAAUUAUUAAAUUUCAGUUUAGCUUUGAGCUCAUCGCGUUGAUUAUCAUAUUUUACACUUUUCUGUUAUAUCUAAGUUAUUGUUUAAAAAAAUGUAGGUUUUAAGGCUCUCAACUCAUGUACAUAGGCUAAAAAAAGGUUAUAAUUUUGAAAUUUUACAUUAUUUUUCAUAUUUUAAAAUUUGUAUCAAAGUUUUAAAUCCUACUUUAAACUAUUUUCAUGAUAUGUUAUUAAGUUCGAUAGACCCUCGAUAAUUCUCUAUAAUAAAAAGAUAAAUAUUUCCAAAUCUGAAUUGCGAAUUUAAAAAUUCUGGUCCUACUGACAAAGGCAUUUUUUACACAAAAAUACAAAUUUUUAUACCGUUUAUACAUUCUACAUUGAACCAAGUUCAAAUCUGUAUUUGUCAUUUUUUGACAUUAUUGAAAUUUUCAAUUCCAUUAAGACACUUUAUAAAAAGCUACUUAAAUAUUUCAAAACGAGAGUGAAAGGGAAAGAAAAGGACAAUAUGUAGAUUAAAAGAGCCCGUUUUCCGAUUGUUAGAAAUAUAAGAACAAUGAAUAGACGGAGCCCCUGAAAAAUCGUAACGUUAUCUGCUCGCGAGACAAUUCAUGUGGCUUAUCAGAAUGCCCGGUAAAAUCGGGUAAAUGAAAUGGGAUUGAAACAACAAAUUCUACAACGAGAUUGAAUUAGCAAUUUAGUCCGAGAGCCGAAUUCAGUAAAAUUAUUUGUCUCGACUUUCUGUUCCUCUCAAAGGCAUUGGAAGAAUUCAAUUUUAUACGGUCGUCACUUUGAAUUGAAAGGAAUAGAAUCGGGAUUAAUUGUAUAAUAAUAAAAUAAAUACACUGGAUUUUUCGCACAUUUCUGAAAUUUAGAAUUCCAUUUGCAUUGCCCCUUCUUAUCGGUUGGUUAAGAUAAAUAAGUUAUCUCACACGGUGACGGUGACACAAGCGAUUCUAGUUAUUUUAUCUAUAGGAUAUGAUCAAGUACUUUUUAGCCAUAGUUGAGAACUCGUGGGAUUUUCUGUGAGCAGAAAACGUCGGGACGGCGAAAAAGGGAUAGUGCAAGUAGUAGAAAAAACAAAAAUUAAUAAUAAAGAUGAAAGAACAUGCGCACCUGUGUAAGUCAAUUCUCGACCAUUGAAGCUGUUAAAAAUAUAAUGUUGGUGGCUGCGAAUCGAGAAUAAAAAAUAAAUUACCAUCAUCGUUCUUGAAUGCUAGGUCACGGUGGUCUUCUCUUUUUUUAAGUUUUUAGAUGUUUAUUUUGUUCUAUAGAAAAGAACGUGGAGUCGAUAAAAAAUCAUUUAGUUUGUUGCGGUCAAACUUUUUUAAUCGCUGGCUAUUGUAGUAAGGCAUCGUUUUAGCUUUUUGGAUAUUUUCCGUCUUUUCUUUCUGCUGAUAUUAUUUUUCACCAAAGAGCAGAAUCAAAUUAGAAUCAUCGAUCGAUCGGUCGACCGUUGGUUGUGAAGUUUGAUUUUUAAGGCGAGAAAUUGUAAUAUUUAUACUGUGCUUCGCUCAUCAAUCGCGUUUUAUAUUCAUCAUUGUAAUUACAAAUACAAUUUUCAGCUUUCGACGCGCGCACGUUUUUACCUUUUUGACUUUCGCCUAGGACUUGGAAAUAUUUUUUUCUUUAAUUAAUCAGUUGCAUGUUCGCGCGUCAAUUAACGAUUUUUUUUUAUCGACACACGACUCGUACGAAAGCUGUGGAAAUUUGUAGUCGCUGAGUUCCUCUAGCUAGAAAAUUGUGCAGUCAAGCGAAAUUUGUAUUGAACGUUGCUUUGAGAAAAGUGGAAAAACAUCGAAUUUAUUGAACUUUAUAUUAUUCAUUCUUAUUCUUUGGACACAAACUCAAUCAGGGACUAAUUUUAUAAAAAUGAAGGGUAAAUCGAAUUUUCGAAAAAUGCAAUUGCUCAAUGCCUAUUUCGUUUUGACUAUGUGGUCUAUUACGAGCGAAAAUGCACGGUUAAUUAUUUAGCACAAUCGGAUAAUAGCGAUUAUGUAAAUGAAGAAAAAAAUUGUAGGAAAUUAGGCGUAGCGGUGUUUAAUAACCGCUCAGCUUAAGAAAAUGUUUGUAAGUAAAUUAACGCAAUGAGAUGUAGAUGAAACUAAAAUGGAAUUUUUUGAGACCAUGCCGUCAGGACGUAUGUCAUCCGAUCCACACUAAAAAUACGAACACACAACCGUAAACAAAGCGAUGUGAAAAUGACCACCAUGAAAAUUUUGUGUAUCACAUUUCGAGAAAUAUAUGUAUUUGUUAUUGUUUUAAUUGAAC